AUGUCGCCAGUUCGAUCCGCCUAUGACCCAAAGGACAUGGAGUUCCGCCACCUUGGCCCUACUGGGCUCAAGGUGAGUGUCCUGUCACUGGGAGGAUGGUUGACGUACGGAGGUACCCAGAAGGGCAGCAUCGUCAAGGAGUGCCUGGAGACCGCCUGGAACCAUGGCAUCAACACCUUCGACACGGCUGAAACAUAUGCCAACGGCGAGUCCGAGGUAGAGAUGGGCCAAGCCCUGAAAGAGCUCGACUGGCCUCGGGACGAGUACGUUCUCACCACCAAGAUCUUCUUCGGAACGGGUCGCAAGGAGCCAAAUACGCGCGGUCUGAGUCGCAAGCACAUCGUUGAGGGGCUGAAGAGCUCUCUCCAGCGUCUUGACCAGCCCUAUGUGGAUAUUGUAUUCGCCCAUCGGCCAGACUAUGCCACUCCGCUGAGGGAAAUCGUUGAAGGGUUCACCCAAGUCAUUCGCAAUCUGAACCUUGCAUACUACUGGGGCACCUCGGAGUGGAGUGCCGCACAAAUCACCGAGGCAACCCAGAUUGCUGAACGCUAUAACUUGAUUGCACCAGUCGUGGAGCAGCCCCAGUACAAUGCUUUUCACCGCGAGCGUUUUGAGGUCGAGUACGCUCCGCUCUUUAAGCAGUUCGAGUAUGGAACUACCAUUUGGUCGCCGCUUGCAUCUGGUCUCCUGACUGGUAAAUACAACAAUGGCAUCCCAGAGGACUCCCGCUUCGCUACCAACAAAGCUUUUUUUGAAAAGAGCAUCGAAGCGCUGAAGACCGAGGAAGGAAAGGCUAAGAUUGAGAAGGUGAAGAAGCUCACUUCUGUUGCGGAGAAGCUGGGAGGAAAUGUCUCCCAGCUCGCUCUGGCUUGGUGUCUCAAGAACCCCAAUGUUAGCACCGUCAUUCUUGGAGCGACAAAAGUUCACCAGAUUGAGGAUAACUGCAAAGCUCUUCAGCUCUCCAAGAAGUUGACGCCAGAGAUUAUUGAGGAGAUCGAAAAGAUUCUAGACAAUGCACCCACUGGACCCCCCACAUACGGUCGGGAGAGGUGA
Clonostachys rhizophaga is the source of this 1053-nucleotide messenger RNA. The record is from the annotation of a GenBank genome assembly. NCBI's taxonomy places the organism in Eukaryota, Fungi, Ascomycota, Sordariomycetes, Hypocreales, Bionectriaceae.